AUGAGGAGGGAGAACCAUAGCAGUGUGUCUGAGUUCCUCCUGGGGCUCCCCAUCCAUCCAGAGCAGCUGGGCGAGUUCUUUGCCCUGUUCCUGGCCAUUGAUGUCAGGUAUGUGGCCACUUGUCAGCCUCUCUACUACAGAACCAUCAUGAGGGAGGGUUUUUUUUUAAUUUUGCUGAUUGGAUCCUGGUUCUUUUUCUUGUGUCCAUGUGUUGUUGCACUCUCCUUCUGUCCCACCUGUCCUUCUGUGCUGACAGUAGCAUCCCCCUUCUUUUGCAAAUUUACUGCACUCUUGAAGAUGACCUGCUCAGACACCUCCCUCAAUGAGUUAGUUAUCUUCAUCAAGGAAGUCCUCCUUACCUUCUCACCACUGAGUGCUAUUUUGGGCUCAUAUGUCCACAUCAGAGCUAGCAUUCUGAGGGUCCCCUCCAUCAAGAUAAUCUGCAAAACCUUGUCCACCUGUGGCUUCCACUUAUUUGUGGUGUUUUUUUACUAUGGGACUCUUGCUGUGACUUACCUAUUCCCUUCAUCAUACAAUUCCAAAGUCAAAGGCAGUACUGAUUCAGUUAUUUAUACUGUGGUGGCACCCAUGUUAAACCUCUUGAUCUAUAGCCUAAGGAUCAGAGACAUGAAAUUGGCUGGGGGAUACUUCAUAGGAGGGAAAUUAUUUUUGGCAAGUAAGAGCAGUUUUUCUUUUGGCAAGUAA
Molecule: messenger RNA, 705 nt
Organism: Sus scrofa (pig)
Lineage: Eukaryota; Metazoa; Chordata; Mammalia; Artiodactyla; Suidae
Product: olfactory receptor 1J21
Biological process (GO): G protein-coupled receptor signaling pathway
Cellular component (GO): membrane
Molecular function (GO): olfactory receptor activity
Source: RefSeq, a predicted model, not a curated record